AUGACAGAUUCGAACUUCAAAUUUCUCCGUACGUUCGAAUCUGUCUGCUGCAAUAUCAUAAAAAGGCAGCCAUUGCUCAACGAAUUCUUUCCAAGUAGCCAAACAGAAAGACGCAUGGCAGGCUCCUCCAAGAAUUAUGAAAAAAGUGUUCCUACUGCUACGAUGGAAUUAAGGAAUGAUGGUAGCAAUACAGCCAUUUCGCAAAGAAAGAUACAUCGUUCCAAAAUAUCCGAACAGGUAGAUGUCCUGGAGCUUGAUGCAGAUCUGGAAUUUCCAGAUGGCGGACUGAAAGCCUAUUCAGUUGUAGUAGGAUGUAUGUUAGGUUUUGUAUCGGUGUUUGGGGUAUUAAAUUCGAUUGGUGCAGUACAAGCUUAUAUUUCUGAGAACCAAUUGAAAUCAGUUUCCUCAUCGACAGUCUCCUGGAUAUUUGCAAUUUAUAUGUUUUUCACAUUUGCGAGCUGUAUAUUCUGUGGGUGCUACUUUGAUAGAAAUGGUUGCAAGUUGAUGAUGUAUGUGGGAACAGCAUUAUCGAUAGUGGGUAUAUUUUGUCUUGCGGAGUCUAAAGAAGUUUACCAGUUUAUUUUGUGCCUCAGUCUUUUGUUCGGAACAGGCUCUGGAAUUUUGAUGACUUGUUUUGUAUCGAGUGUUGCAACGUGGUUCAAAGAGAAAAGAGCGAUAGCGAACUCUAUUGCAAGUCUCGGCGGCUCCUUCGGAGGUAUUGUGUUUCCAGUAAUGCUUCGAAAACUAUACACAGAACUGGGUUAUACGUGGGCAAUCCGGAUUUUGGCAUUUAUUGUCACUUUUUGUUUGUUAGCCGCAUUAGCUCUGAAUAGAGAGAAUCCUUUGGUUAUGCGUUACAAUACUGAAAAAGAAUCUUGGAGAAAAGUAAUGAGUAUCUAUAUGAAGAACACUCUCGACUUACGUUUCUUGUUGGAUUUCAAAUUUCUAUUUUGCACUCUAGGUUGCUGUUUCGCUGAAAAUGGGUUAAUGGUGGUCGCAACAUAUUAUCCCUCGUACGCAAUCUCCAUUGGCGUGCCAGAGAAUACGUCUUAUAUGCUAAUCACGAUAAUAAACUGCUGUGGAAUUCUUGGUCGAGUAUCAGGCUACAUAGCGGAUCGUUAUGUGGGCCGCUUUAUGGUUCUUUCAGUUUGUCUACUAUUUAUGACCAUCUUAAGUUUGGUGAUGUGGCUUCCAUUUGGUCACAGCUUAAAGGUACUUUAUGCUUUUUCGGCAGUAUACGGCUUCGUUUGCUCCUCAAUUCUUUCGCUCGUGCCCAUCGCGGUGGGUCAAAUAUGCAAGAUCGAGGAAUUUGGGAAGAGAUAUAGCACAAUGUAUUUCAUGACCGCCGUGGCAAGUCUGGCGUUUCUUCCAAUUGCAGGUGCAAUCAUUGGGAAUGGCAGCAACAAAAACUACAACAACUAUAUCAUAUAUUGCUCCAUACUCACAUUUGCGGGAGCUUUCAGUUAUACGACAAGUCGACUAUAUGCCGUGGGUACAAAACGUAUAAAGUUCUGA
Lachancea fermentati is the source of this 1515-nucleotide messenger RNA. NCBI's taxonomy places the organism in Eukaryota, Fungi, Ascomycota, Saccharomycetes, Saccharomycetales, Saccharomycetaceae. The record is from the annotation of a GenBank genome assembly.